Baudoinia panamericana UAMH 10762 is the source of this 847-nucleotide messenger RNA. RefSeq lists its product as uncharacterized. The transcript is spliced from 2 exons. The coding region runs from base 118 to 585 and encodes 155 amino acids. Lineage: Eukaryota; Fungi; Ascomycota; Dothideomycetes; Mycosphaerellales; Teratosphaeriaceae. The record is from RefSeq and is a predicted model, not a curated record.
CCCCCAAACAAGAACCGCUCUAUUGUCAGCGGCUUGCAAGGCUCCAGCGCAGCUUACGAGCUUGCUUCCGCGCUGAACGUCAUCAACACCGCGGAGAAGAAAUGGGGUAACAGCAAGAUGUCGACCUUCCGCAUUGGGUACCGCCCCGAGCUGCUCGACGUCAACGCGAAGCAGGUGAUGGGCAAGAAAGGCACGCCCGCUCGUCUUCCAUCGAAGCCACACCCGGACGACGCUGCCAAGCGCGGCUUCCAGGGCACCCUCGUGGUGUCCCAUUGCGGCAGCAACGAAAUGCUGCUCGCCAUGAUUCGACUGACACACGACUGCGACACCGUCGAGCGUGACCUGGCACAGCUAAACGUCUUCAUCGGCGGCCAGGAAGACUACUUCCGGGACAACAUGCUCGGUUACCUCGACAUACGUGUGCCCAGGAUGAUCAGGCAGUACGGCCGCGUCGCCAAGUUCGAGCAGAUGGGCUCUGUCGCCCGCAAGACAAUCUUUUGUAAGACAUUCUACCAGUUCCCACUCGCCAUCUGCCUCGAGGCAUUCGGGCAUGUUCACCUUGCCUACCCUUUCGAGACGGUCUAGGGGUGCCGCAACCCAUCCCCGGAGAUCAUCGCCCAGCAGAAGCUCCUCGCUUUCACAUUUGUGGAAGCAUGCGAAGACACCUUCGCCUUCUCGCUCAGGCCAAGCAAGGUCGACGCAGCGGGGCGUGUCAGGGCGCGCAACAUCAGUUGGGCCAACAUGCUCGCCACCGACGACGCGCUUGAGAUCAUCGGCGUUGACCCAGACAGGCGCAACAGCCCAGCCAAGCCGCUCGGCUCAGACCCGAAGCGUGAUCUGUCGCACC